AGUGGGUGGUGGGCGGAGCGCUACGGGGACCGGCCGGGCAUGGCGACAGCUGGACUCUGGAAUUUAAAAUUUUUAUUAAUGAGUAGGCUCAGUGUCAGUGAGAUGUGGGUGAUCGGGAGGAGGAAAAGGAUUGUUCUAGUGACAGUCACAGCAUCCAUAAUUGGAUUAUUCUUAGCUAUCUGUCUAUUCACACCGUCCACAACCACUGAUACUCACUUUAUAUCAGGUGGAAAUGGAAACCUUCCAAAUCCAGACAUUGAUCAUCUUCCCACACAAAAUUUGACAGUUUAUACCUGCUCCCGUCCCUCCUCCUCCUCUACUAUAAUUAAACACGACCUCAAGCAGAUUAAGGGUAUUUUUAGACACUACGUACCAAAGAGCUUUGAUCCCAAAUACAAGAACUAUUGCUGGAGGUCACAACUUAAGCUCUCAGCCCUACCCCACACUGUACCGGAUUUACGUCAUUAUUAUGAAAGUCAUCAACUCGCUGAUUAUCAAGUAAAUGAAUUAAUACAAAAGGCUGGAGGAGCUGUAGAUGGAAUUAAUGGUGAUACACUGACUUGCAUUCCUUCUGUUUUCAUGGCCGGUUUUCCUAAAAGUGGCAGCACUUAUAUAUACAAAUUAUUGAGCCAGCAUCCGUCAGUUAGUCCAGGAAAAGUGAAAGAGCCACAUUUUUGGACAUCGUUUCCUUUUCAAAAUAAAAACAAUUACAAUAAACUAGCAGUCCUUACUUAUCUAGCUAAUUUUAAACAUGCUAGCAAUUGUAGUUCAACUGAUAGUGAUUGUGUUACUAUUGACGCCAGUCAGAGUUUGAUUUGGAACACUAGAUACACAAUCUCUGAUUGUACUCUACCACGGGUCUUUAGGGAGUUAUUUCCAAAUGCUAAAUUCAUUAUAAACAUGCGUGAGCCAACCUCCAGGACUUACUCUGAUUUCCACUCCUUUAGUCUCAAUGAUUGUUCGCAGUUCUUCAAAUCUGUUCUUCUCUCGGAGGUUUUCGAUCGUAAAAUGAAAUCAGAAACAGGUCACUUCUCGUCUUGCUUACAAUCACAUUCACUUCAUUAUUGUACUCAAGAGUCAAUUAAUUAUCCUGCUAAGGUAUUCAAGGACUGCGGAGAGGUUCGACUAGGUUCUAGUGUAUACGUGUCUCACGUUAAAAGAUGGUUGGCAUUCUUCCCACGAGAUCAGUUCCUGUUUCUAAGACUCGACGACAUCAUUAAUGAUCUUUAUGGAACCAUGAAGGAAAUAUGGUCGUUUCUUGGGGUACGGGUUUUAUCACAAGAAGAAUUUGCAGAAUUAAAGAAGAGAGUGAUUCGGAAACCGAAAGAGUAUAAUUCGAUGAAGGAUUCCACUAGACAGCUGCUUGACGAUUUCUUUCGGCCAUUUAACGAAGAAUUGGCUGAGACAUUAGGUGAUAAUAAAUUUAUAUGGAAAUAAAUUAAAGUAUAUUAUGAUUUUAGCUGAUUUUUAUCCUUUUUAUUUAUCAUGAGGUGACAUUAUUAUUAUCCUUACAUUUAUUAUUAUUUUAGAAUUUUUGAUGCUUUAAGAUUUGAAAAACUGCA
Molecule: messenger RNA, 1562 nt
Organism: Amphimedon queenslandica
Lineage: Eukaryota; Metazoa; Porifera; Demospongiae; Haplosclerida; Niphatidae
Product: carbohydrate sulfotransferase 15-like
Exons: 2
Coding region: 40-1437 (465 amino acids)
Biological process (GO): hexose biosynthetic process
Molecular function (GO): N-acetylgalactosamine 4-sulfate 6-O-sulfotransferase activity
Source: RefSeq, a predicted model, not a curated record